Molecule: messenger RNA, 2147 nt
Organism: Cottoperca gobio
Lineage: Eukaryota; Metazoa; Chordata; Actinopteri; Perciformes; Bovichtidae
Gene: hykk.2
Product: hydroxylysine kinase, tandem duplicate 2
Exons: 5
Coding region: 178-1248 (356 amino acids)
Molecular function (GO): amino acid kinase activity
Source: RefSeq, a predicted model, not a curated record
UGCUGCUGAAACCAAGUUUAGUUUAGUGUAUAUUAGAUAUAUCACAGAUAGAUCACAUGUUUCCAGAGACUAAGAUGUCAUUAUCUAGUUUUUUGUGUCUGUUGCCAAAAACAUAAUUAGAGCCAAAAAAACCCUGCAAAUGAUCACAUUGGAAAAGACGGACUUUACAAAUCAAUAAUGUCAGUGAAACACGCCAAACCCAACUUUAGCCAGUCUCAGGUGGUUGAGAUGGUGAAGAGACUCUUUAGGCUGACGGCAUCAGAAAUUCGCUCUCUGCCAAGCUACGAUGACCAGAACUUCUAUGUGGCGGCCAUCGAGGGUGGCGAGUACGUCCUGAAGAUAAUGAACUCAGAAGACAGUAAGAACCUCUCCCUGAUUGAGGUGCAGACGCAUGCAAUGUCCUUUCUGCACCAGAAUGGACUUCCUUCCCAAACAGCCCUGCCUACCAUCUCAGGACAGCUCAUGAGCCUGGAAGAAAUAGAUUGUGGCUAUGGCUUUCAGAAGUACCUGGUGCGACUGCUUACUUAUUUGCCUGGAACCACUAUUUCCAAGGUUCCUUUAACGCCACAGUUACUGUAUGAAACCGGCAAGAUGGCGGCCAGAAUGGACAUAAUCCUACAAGAGAUGGAACACCCUCAUCUCGCCAUGCUGCAGAGAGAGAAUUUCCUAUGGAGUCUGUCAAAUGUGUCCCACCUGGAAGCAUACAUCAAAGUAUUGGAUGGAGAUCCUCUUGAGAAGCUUGUGAAGUCUGUCAUUCAUCAGUACAAGACCUCUGUGGUCCCUAAACGCUCCAAUUUCCGGAAGUGCAUUAACCAUGGCGACUUCAAUGACCUCAAUGUGCUCGUACAACCUGAUGAGAAUGAAGGCCACAGGAUUUCUGGCAUCCUUGACUUUGGGGACAUGAACAAUGGCUACUACAUCCAUGAGCUAGCCAUUGCUGUCAUGUAUUUGAUGACGGAGCAUCCUAAACCCGUAGAGGUGGGUGGACCUGUCCUCGCCGGCUGGGAAAGUGUCCUUCCCCUCAACGAGACGGAGAAAGAUUGUUUCUACGUGCUGGUGCUGUGCCGCUUCUGCCAGUCGUUGGUUUUUGCUCGUCACUCUGUGAUCUUGCAUCCGGAAAAUGCAGAAUAUCUGAUGAUUUCAUCCAAGAGGGGCGUCACCAUUCUCCAACAACUCUGGGAGCUCGGAAAGGAGCAGGUGGAGAAGGUGUGGUUUCAGAGUGCUGUUCAACUCAGUGACAGAAAGUGAGAAAUAUAUAAGGAAAGCCAUUCACACAUUUCAACCACAAUAGGUUGAUUUAACUGAGCCUUUGGUACAAAGCAAGUAUGCUUUUAAGAUUACCAGUUAAAAACAAUAAAUUGUGUUUUCACAGUAAAAACAUUUUACUCUUGAGAUUCAGACAUAGUGUAGUAUGAAUAGUGCAGUGUGUCUGAAUCAGAGAUGGGUAAGCAAAAAGCAAAAAACGGUAUGCAAGUCAAAGUAUUGAUACACUAUGGUGACGCUAUGGUACUGUAAAAGCCAUAAUCGUCAACACAAUAACUAUCAGUGAAAGGGUAAGAAAUCAUUUUGGGAAAAGGGCUGUGAGUAACUGAUCCUCAUCACAAAGAGUCAUUAUUGGAACCAUAAGUGACCUGUCAUUACAUUAAAGAAACUCAUGUUUAAUAAGUGCCUGAUAUCAUGAUGGUUCAUACAGUCCACUGGACUUGUGUACCUCGGUGCUCUUCUGUACAUUAACAAGCCACUUGGAUGGACAUCGGCUGUUUGACAAAGCCACAAAUGGUUUGUUAAAAGCACAUCAACCUAAUUGUCUGCACUCAUGCAUUACACGUACACAAACACAUUUUGGUGCUGAUGAUGUUUGUGUCCAAAAUCCCUCCCCAUUUACUAUAGACUGUGCUACUUACUGUCUGCCAUUUUAUUUCAGUAUCCACAUUCUGAGUGUGUAAACUUAUGCUCCAUACAUUAUAGAGUUCUCAAAUAUUAAGGAAUUUAGAAAUAAAUAUUCCGUCAACCAAAACAAAAACACAACAUCCUUUUGUAGCCACUAGAAAAUUAAUUUGCAGUGGGAAAUACCUCAACAUUCUGAUUAAUGUUAACCAUUUAAUAAGUUUAUACUGCUCCAAUUGUCUCAAUAAAAAUAAAAACUC